Molecule: messenger RNA, 1632 nt
Organism: Zea mays
Lineage: Eukaryota; Viridiplantae; Streptophyta; Magnoliopsida; Poales; Poaceae
Exons: 3
Coding region: 202-1329 (375 amino acids)
Source: RefSeq, a predicted model, not a curated record
AAGAAAAUAUGCCAGUUUCAGCGGUAGAGUUGCUCUUUGAACUGAACGAAAAACGGCCUCAAUAUCCAAGCUGCACAAACAGGGCCUCGAACAGUUGGCAUUGGUGGUACAUGGGAUAACCGCCGCAGCGACGAUCCCCUGCCUCCAUUGCUCUCUCGCUGCACUCCGCGACUGCCCCUCGGCCCCUCCCACCACCGCGCCAUGGACAGAGGCAAGAGCACCGGCACUGCUGCUACUACCUCUGAAGCCCUGUGGGUGUCGGCCAAGGAGCUCUUCGGCAUCGAGUCAGACAGCGACGAGGCGCGGCGCCCUGCGACGUCGAAGGGCCCCGCCCCCGCGCGCAGCGUGAAUGAGGGUGCCAGCUCCUCGGGCACCGGUACCGGCGCCGUCGGCGCGUCGUCAAGCAGUGCGCCCGCGGAGACGCAGGAGGUCACGCCCUUCGAAGACGGGCAGUACGUGCGCCUCCUCAACCGCGGCCGCGGCGGGUACCUCUUCGCCAACGAGAGCGGGCGGGGCGUCUCCAUCGACCACCGCCGCCACGUGGUCAACACGGCGUGGGCCGUGCAGGUCCUCGCCGCGCGCGUCCUCCUCCGCGGCGCUUACGGCCGGUACCUCUCCGCCACGCGCAGACGAGCGCGAUCCGGGCACAUCGGCGGCUACGUCACGCAGCGCAUCGUCGAGUUUGCGAACGACCACCACAUCGAAUGGGCGGUCAGCAGGGGGAAGCGCGGCAGCGUCGUGCUCCUCCAUGCCUUGGAGGGCGUCCCGUGUGCGCUCCGGGCGAACGGGCGGUACCGGCGGUGGAACAAGGACGUCACCUAUGGGGGCGUCAGCUUAAACAGCAUCAGCUCCAUGCAGGAGUGGGAGGUACAGGCCAUCCCCAUGACAGCGGAGAGGCCACCGUACCAGCUGCGGCCACCAAACGCUGCAAUCCGCUGGCCCGAGGGCUGUCGUGAGUUGGUCUCUGUCACUUUCAGUCGUGCUUGGUUCGAUGACAAUGGACGCGUCGAACACGGGCAAUGGAUGCAAAUGUGGUUGAAUGGGAGAAGUCUGACAGAGCUGGGAAACGUGAUAGCAAAUGUGGUUGCAAAUGUGACAGAGCUGGGAAACGUGACAGAGCUGGGAACACGGGCAAUGGAUGCAAAUGUGGUUGAAUCGGGUGCCCAGUUCGAGAACAUGACCCUGUAUGUUCAGGCUGGCGACCUUGGCCGGCCCAUCCCUCUGCUCACUGACCUGCCUCUAACAGAUGAUCCGAUCAUCAUAUUGGCGUUCACGGUCGAUUCACCAGGGUACAAUGCGCUCCGGUUUCCAGAUCUUGCCGCUGAGUAAAAAGGGAAGGAUAGGAUCAAACAGCAAUUCUUCACCCGGACAGAAAUGCCAAUGCCUCUACAGGUUUACAGCAAAUCGAACAGUUCAGAGAACGCCUGCUGUUUCUGCUAAAACCGUCACUUCUGUUCCAAAAGGACAAAAACGGUUGCACUAAUGUACUCUCUUCCCUCCAAACACUAGGAGAUACUCCGUAUGUCUUUUUGUUGCGGUGUUGCACUAUCUUCUGUGAUAGUGUUAUCUUACGAUAUGAUAGUUCAAAUAAAGGUCAAUAUAAUCGUUGAGGGAGCAUAGAAGUUACCACAA